This is a messenger RNA of Mytilus trossulus (common blue mussel), 961 nucleotides long. RefSeq names its product glutathione peroxidase 2-like. The transcript has 2 exons. Gene Ontology annotation, biological process: response to oxidative stress. Lineage: Eukaryota; Metazoa; Mollusca; Bivalvia; Mytilida; Mytilidae. Gene Ontology annotation, molecular function: glutathione peroxidase activity. The record is from RefSeq and is a predicted model, not a curated record.
ACUUCACUUUUACUAACUUGACAGUUUUUGCAUAUCGUUGUUGAAGGCGAAACUUUAAACAUUGAACACGUGAGCUGUUAUUGACUGAUCAAUACAAACACUGUAUAAAAAGUCAUAGAUCCGGUUUAACAUCACACAGUUAUCUAUUCACAGUCAUGGAAGACAUCAGAUUGAGAAGCCCAGCAUCGGUCAAAAAUUUUCAUCAAUUUUCGGCCGUCAAAUGUGUACUCAAGAAGAAAGUUAAUUUUAGUGAUUUUAAGGGAAAAGCUAUACUUGUGGUAAAUGUAGCCUCUCUCUGAGGAACAACUGUAAGGGAUUUUAACCAGAUGAACGAGUUGGUCGACAAAUUUAGAGAUAAACUUGUUAUCCUGGGAUUUCCUUGUAAUCAGUUCGGACAUCAGGAGAAUGGAAACGGUGAAGAAAUCCUGAAUGCCCUUGAGCAUGUUCGUCCAGGGAAAGGAUUUAAGCCUAAAUUCCCGUUGUUUGAGAAGUGUGAUGUAAAUGGUAAAGAUGCCCAUCCAAUAUUUGUAUAUCUUCGUGAACGCCUGCCACUGCCAAGCGACGACGCUGUUAGCUUCAUGAAAUCGCCAUUAUCUAUUAUAUGGGAGCCAGUGACAAGAACUGAUAUCGCAUGGAACUUUGAAAAAUUCUUAAUAGACCCUGAUGGAAAACCAUUCAAACGUUAUAGUAGAUAUUUUCAGACGAUUAAUAUUCAAAGUGAUAUAAAAAUGUUAAUAGAAAAACACAAAGUUUAACCAAAAAAUCAUUAGAUUUGACAUUUGAAUGUUUAGUCGACAUGGUUUUAUCUCCUUGUAAGAAAGGAAUUUGUAGUUAUGAUCGUUACACUUACAAAGUUCUGUGUAGAACAUGGUGUGACAGGAUGUGUUUUUACAAACCUUUUUUACAAAGGGACAAUAUAUGUUGUCUAAAAUAAAAUGUAUACAAUAUAUGCAAUGCCCUC